This is a messenger RNA of Phyllopteryx taeniolatus (common seadragon), 1806 nucleotides long. RefSeq names its product non-SMC condensin II complex, subunit H2 (gene ncaph2). The transcript is spliced from 18 exons. The coding region runs from base 28 to 1746 and encodes 572 amino acids. NCBI's taxonomy places the organism in Eukaryota, Metazoa, Chordata, Actinopteri, Syngnathiformes, Syngnathidae. Gene Ontology annotation, biological process: mitotic sister chromatid separation; meiotic chromosome condensation. Gene Ontology annotation, molecular function: chromatin binding. The record is from RefSeq and is a predicted model, not a curated record. Gene Ontology annotation, cellular component: condensin complex; nucleus.
CUGGCGGUCCCGCUGUGUACUGCGGCCAUGGAGUCCACAGCGAGCCGAUUCGCUCACUUGCAGCAGCCCAUCCGGGAGCUCUCCAAGAACUGGGACAUCGACUUGGCGGCCGAGCUCAACGACUACCUGGAGGAGCUGGACGAGCUGUGCCUGACGUUCGACGAAGGAAAAACCAAACUGAACUUUGCCGAGGCGGCGUUGCUCAUCCAAGGUUCUGCUUGCAUAUACAGCAAGAAGGUGGAGAUGCUGCACAACCUGGUCUACCAAACGCUGGACUACAUACGAGACCGCAACAAGAAGCAAAGCAAACAAGCGGCGCCGGGCGACAACGCGGGCAGAGCGGCGGCGCACCCUGAUGACGACGACGACGACGAUUCGUUUUGCGAAGUGGACAUCGAAACAGCCGAGUGGGUGGACAGGCCCGAAUCCAACGUGCUGGUGGACGUGGCCCCCCUCCCUCCAGUCUCUCUGAUUCCUCCUGAAAGUCGGGACAAGAACAAGUUUCUUCUCAUCAGUGCCAAAUGUGACGUGGUGUGCAGCCAAAAGGACUUUCGCAUGAAUAUUUUCCUGCCGGGACAUCAGGACUUCAUCCUCCUCACGCCGCCCUCCAUCACCGGCACGCCUUUCCGGCACACCGGCGAUGUUGCCGGCGCGACUGGCGGUUAUGACAUCACGGCGCGCGGCCACGAGCAGAGCUUCCUUCCUGCGGACAGCGCCGUGGAAGCGGACCAGGAAGUAGACGAGCACAUCGAGAGGCAGCAGGCUCCGAGCCAAGGCCGCCAGAGUCGACAACUGCGGCAGAUCGUCCCUGAGGAGGGGACGCCCCCCGCUCAGGACGUGUGGGCGCUUCACGACCAGUACGCCACAGCGGAGGACGACGACAAACCUUUUGAGUCAGGAAAGCCCUACAAGAUUCCCGGCGGUCUGGACGACAACGGCAAGAGGAAGCGGGCGGCCGCGCGGCCCCAGCGGGAGGACUUCAGGACCUGGUUCAAAGAAACAUAUGAUCUUCCUGAACGCAAGCUCAGAAAAGGACCCGCCUGCGUCGACCUCAACUACAUUUAUCGGAGUAGCCUCAAAAGCAAGCUGGGAAACCUGAAGAGAAUGAACAACAAACAAUUUGGAGUUCACAAAGCGGUUUCGGACGAAGACUUGGUGAGGAGCCUUCUGGAGCCAGAGGAACAGGAAAGGCCCCGGGAGCGGACGGACGGACUCGGGGAGCGUGACCUUCUGGAUGACGACAACCGGGAGCAGGAAACGCUCGAGGCGGGAGAUGGCGACGCGUCUCCGGAAGCCGAGCAUCUGAGUUACGAGGACCUGGUGAAGCUGCACGUGGAGGAGAUGGUGCUGAGGUGCCGCGAAUAUACGCAGGAGAUGGCGUUGUCUCGCCGCGUGCAAGAGUGGGAGGACCGCAUCCGCCCAAAGCUUCUCGUGGAGGAGCGGCGCCCGCCGUUCGACAUCAGCGAGUACGGCGACAAGAUCGUGUCUGCGUUGGUCGCCGUAGGCCGGCGCCGUGACUUUGCGUCCGUGGUGCGCGGCGAGGACAACAUUGAAGUCUGCAAGUUGCUGCUGGCGUCUUUACAGCUGGCCAACGACGGCACGGUGGCCAUCGACAGCGCGCCGGGUCUGGAGGAGCGCGUGGACUCGAUGGGCUUGACGCUGCUCAGCAGGGUCCGAGCUGCCGACAGGUUCAAAAACCUCCCUGCUCUUCCUUCGCCUGAUGAUGAUGAUGAGGAUGAUGAUUAGAAGUUAAGGAUAUUGAUUAAAGGUUCAUGCUGUUGAUGAUUAAAAUCUCCCCCAAAAUGA